UAGCACAUUCAUACACCAACUUAUUAUAUUUAUUAUUAUUCUUUUCUCACAGUUUCUGGACCCCAAAAAUAGGACCAUAUGGGUUAUUUCAAUGUCCAUAACUUGUUUUUUCUCUUUCUUUUUAGCCUAGCUCUUGUUGCGUCCAUGCAACAAGUUACAGCAAAAAGUUCAAAGAAAGUGAUUCCUUUUAGAGGAAGAAAACAACUAACUAAUUGUAAUCUGUUCUCUGGAAGUUGGGUGAUUGAUAACUCUUCAAAUCCUCUUCUCUAUGACUCUUCAACUUGCCCCUUCUUAGAACCUCAAUUUGAUUGUAAAAAAUUUGGAAGACCAGACACGGAGUAUCUUAGAUAUUCGUGGAAGCCAGAUUCAUGUUCUUUACCAAGGUUUUAUGGUGAGGAUUUCUUGAACAAGUGGAAGGGUAAGAAGAUAAUGUUUGUGGGUGAUUCCUUGAGUCUAAACAUGUGGGAAUCGUUAUCCUGUAUGAUUCACGCGUCUCUUCCAAAUGCUGUUACAACUUUUUCAAAGAGAGACGGAAUAGCUACUGUGAUCUUUAAGGACUAUGGAGUUACCAUACAACUAUAUCGUACACCAUAUUUGGUGGACGUAAUCAAGGAAGAUGUUGGGAACGUUCUUACGUUGGAUUCCAUCAAAGCUGGUAAUACAUGGCUUAACAAUGACAUCUUGAUCUUCAACUCAUGGCAUUGGUGGACUCACACCGGAGUUGAAUCCCAAGGAUGGGAUUAUAUUAGAGAUGGUUCAAAUCUAGUGAAGAACAUGGACCGUUUGGAUGCAUUUUAUAAAGGGUUAACUACUUGGGCUAGUUGGGUUGAUGCAAAUGUUGAUACUACCAAAACUAAACUUUUUUUUCAAGGAAUUUCUCCCACUCAUUACCAAGGUGGAGAUUGGAGUGAACCGAAGAAGACAUGUAAUGGGGAAGUUGAACCGGUACUCGGUCCAACAUAUCCGACGCCUCUACCUCCUCCGACCGACGUAGUGAGCAGAGUGUUGAAGAAUAUGAAGAAGCAAGUUUAUUUGCUUGACAUAACACUCCUCUCACAACUAAGAAAAGAUGCACACCCUUCUGUUUAUACUAAGGAUCAUGGUAAUGACUGUAGUCAUUGGUGCCUACCGGGAUUACCAGAUACUUGGAACAUACUCCUAAAUGCAGCUCUAAUAAUGUAAAAUUAUAUUAUGUGCUAGUUAAAAAAAUGGAGGUUGAAUUCAAUUGAAAUAUAUAUAUAGCAUACUUGAUUGUUGAAGAAUACAUAAUGAAAUUGGAAUUUAUAAGCAUUGAUUAA
This is a messenger RNA of Lathyrus oleraceus (garden pea), 1298 nucleotides long. RefSeq names its product protein trichome birefringence-like 37. Gene Ontology annotation, cellular component: Golgi apparatus. The transcript is spliced from 5 exons. The record is from RefSeq and is a predicted model, not a curated record. Gene Ontology annotation, molecular function: O-acetyltransferase activity. Bases 79 to 1182 code for a protein of 367 amino acids. Lineage: Eukaryota; Viridiplantae; Streptophyta; Magnoliopsida; Fabales; Fabaceae.